AUGUCUGACGACGAAUCGAUAGACCGCCACGUCCUCCGCAAAUAUGAGAUAAUCCACCGCGUCGGGAAGGGGGCCUAUGGGGUUGUCUGGAAGGCGGUGAACAGGAAAACUAACGAGACCGUAGCCCUAAAGAAGAUAUUUCAAGCCUUCCAAAACGACACCGAUGCCCAGCGCACCUUCCGUGAGAUAAUGUUCCUCCAGGAGCUAGAUCACGAUAACAUAAUUCGUCUCUUCAACGUGCUGAAGGCCGAGAACGACAAAGACAUCUACCUGGUAUUUGAGUUUCUGGACAGUGAUCUGCACCAGGUGAUCAAGUCCAAUAUCCUCGAGGACAUUCACAAGCGCUACAUAAUCUAUCAGUGUGUUAAGGCGCUCAAGUACCUUCACUCUGCCGAGAUACUCCAUCGUGAUCUUAAGCCUUCUAACCUCCUACUCAACUCUGAGUGCCACAUGAAGAUGGCGGAUUUCGGCUUAGCAAGGUCGAUUGCUGCGCUUUCUGAGCCAAGCUCUGCGACCAACCCAAUUCUUACUGACUAUGUUGCAACGCGCUGGUACAGGUCCCCCGAGAUUCUUCUGGGUUGUACAAGGUAUACGAAGGGCGUCGACAUGUGGGCUAUCGGCUGCAUCCUUGGGGAGAUGCUUGGAGGGUCUCCCAUGUUUCCAGGAUCGUCUACCAUGAACCAGCUUGACAAGAUAAUGGAGGUCACUGGAAGGCCGACACCGGAAGACAUUGAGGCGACCGAGUCUCCGUUUGCGUCCAUGAUGCUGGACAGCCUUCAACCAAAGACUGGAAAGGCUCUCUCGGAGAUCUACCCCAAUGCCCCUGCUGAUGCUUUGGACCUUCUCAAGAAGCUACUCCAGUUCAAUCCCAACAAGCGACUGACCGCAGAGCAAGCCCUGGAGCACCCUUACCUGUCAAAGUUCCAUGAUCCUGCUACGGAGCCCAGUGCCCCUGGCCCUAUUAAGAUAAGUAUAGACGACGAUGAUAAGAGGAGCGUUAGCGAGUAUCGUGAUUUACUUUACUCUGAGAUUCUCAGGAAAAAGAAGGAGAUCCGCUCCAAGAGUCUAAAGGAAGACGAGUGA
Messenger RNA from Giardia duodenalis, 1083 nucleotides. RefSeq names its product Kinase, CMGC MAPK. Gene Ontology annotation, molecular function: ATP binding; MAP kinase activity. Gene Ontology annotation, cellular component: nucleus; cytoplasm. The record is from RefSeq and is a predicted model, not a curated record. Bases 1 to 1083 code for a protein of 360 amino acids. The transcript has a single exon. Gene Ontology annotation, biological process: intracellular signal transduction; protein phosphorylation. Lineage: Eukaryota; Fornicata; Diplomonadida; Hexamitidae.